Molecule: messenger RNA, 999 nt
Organism: Gregarina niphandrodes
Lineage: Eukaryota; Apicomplexa; Conoidasida; Eugregarinorida; Gregarinidae
Exons: 2
Coding region: 1-999 (332 amino acids)
Biological process (GO): transcription initiation at RNA polymerase II promoter
Cellular component (GO): transcription factor TFIIA complex
Source: RefSeq, a predicted model, not a curated record
AUGAGCCAGAACUUCGACCACACGUCCCAAAUCUACCGACGGAUUAUUGAUGAGACUAUUACUGGCGCAUGUCGCCUACAGAGCGAGGCUGUGUUACGAGAAUUACGUCAAAAAUGGUUGGCCAAGUUAGCUGAGCGGAUCCAGGAGAUGCCUGCGAAGCGCGUGGAGGCGGACUUGCAGCGGAUCAGCGAGGCGAACCGCACGGCGAGUCGCCAAGUGAAGCAAGUGAAGAAGGAAGUGCCGGACAUGUUGGACACAGGUCUUGCGGCGCCUAUACCGCAGCUGCAACCCGUUGUCGGCGCCGGCGUCUGGGACACAGCCUUGACGUACGCGAGUUUCAAUGAGUCGACGGCAGCGGGAGGCGCCGCCACUACCACGACUGCUGCAAAGAUGCCGGCUCCGGAGCUCCACCAAGCACCAAGGAAGCUGCCUCCGGAGCAGGGGGCGGACACGACCACGACUGCAGUGGGCGGUGCCGGAUCCGCGGUCAGUGGAGCCAAUGGCAGCGGAGCCAUUGGCGGUGGAGCCAGUGGCAUUGGAACCAGUGGCGUUGGUGAAGGGGUUAGUGAAGGGGGUGGUGAGGAGGAAGACGACGGGUGGGGCGAGUGGGAGGACCCGGCGGCUUUGGAGGCGAAGCCGAAAGCGCCAGCGGCGCCAGUGGCGGUGGAGGUAGUGGAGGUGGUCGAGGAGGUGGACCCGAGCAUUCCACAAGACGCAGACUUCGCCGCCAAGUUGCGAACGCAGUACGGUGGCGGUGCCUACGGGGACGGCGAAGAUCCAGACGAGGUGAAUUCAGACCUGGACGAAGUGAAGACGCUUUCCGAUGAAGAGCCCGUCGCACACGAUGUCAUCAUCGGGCAGUGCGAGGAACUGGUUCGCCCUGGUGCGAGGAAGGCGCAAAUGCAAGGCACAUGGGAGAUUCGAGUUAAAAAUGGGAUCGCCAGCGUCAACGGCCAGGAAUUCAUGUUUGACACACUCGAGGCCACCCUUGAGUUCUGA